Molecule: messenger RNA, 3208 nt
Organism: Pelobates fuscus (common spadefoot toad)
Lineage: Eukaryota; Metazoa; Chordata; Amphibia; Anura; Pelobatidae
Gene: STRADA
Product: STE20 related adaptor alpha
Biological process (GO): activation of protein kinase activity; protein phosphorylation; protein export from nucleus
Cellular component (GO): serine/threonine protein kinase complex
Molecular function (GO): protein kinase activity; protein serine/threonine kinase activator activity; ATP binding
Source: RefSeq, a predicted model, not a curated record
UUUAGUAAGCCAAGGGAGAGGGAUAUAACAAUUUCAAUAACUAGAAUGUAAAGUUCAGAGAGAGCAAUUGCAGCAUAUUGAACCUAAAACAAACUCUCUACCAUAAUCUUAUGUUAUAGUUGAAAUGCAACAGUGUGUCAAGGAUUGUCACUAUGCAAUUGUUUGAAAAUUCCACUUUUUUUCUUUUUGUUGAAAUGUAGACUCUACCGAACAGUUCUACUUUAAGAGGACCCCAUGUCUUUUCUUCGCUGGGUGUCAGACAGGAUCCUGGUUGAUGGAUUGAGAGAGUUAGAAUUCUUUGGAGCUCAGCGGAUCCUCCUCUCCCUUCCUCCAGACCCGCAUUUGGGGGACUCUCGAAAGAAAACUGAUGAAGCUGCUAGUUCCGAAUCCGUAGCGUCUUGUCGCAGUCCGGACAGUAUGGGGAUCUAUGCUCCAGACAGCGAUUGUUAUGAAGUUCUCACUGUCAUAGGGAAAGGUUUUGAGGAGCUGAUGACGGUGAAUUUAGCACGUUACAAACCUUCUGGAGAGUAUGUUUGUAUCAGGAGGGUGAAUAUGGAGUCCUGCACCAAUGACAUGGUAUCUUUCCUACAGACUGAACUUCAUGUGUCCAAGUUGUUCAACCAUCCCAAUAUCCUUCCCUACAGAGCUACCUUCAUAGCAGAUAAUGAGCUUUGGGUCGUGACCCCCUUUAUGGCAUAUGGUUCAGCCAAAGAUCUAAUUUCUACACAUUUCACUGAUGGAAUGAAUGAGCUGGCCAUCGCUUACAUCCUUUUGGGGGUCCUGAAAGCGUUGAACUACAUUCAUCAUAUGGGAUAUGUGCACAGGAGUGUGAAGGCAAGUCACAUUCUGAUUUCAGUGGAUGGGAAGGUUUAUCUUUCUGGCCUACGGAGUAUCCUCAGUAUGAUAAAUCAUGGACAGCGUGUUAAAGUGGUUCAUGACUUCCCCAAGCACAGUGCCCGAGUGCUCCCCUGGCUUAGCCCUGAGGUCUUACAGCAGAACCUUCAGGGAUAUGACGCCAAAUCUGAUAUAUACAGUGUGGGGAUCACAGCAUGUGAGCUUGCCAAUGGCCAUGUGCCAUUUAAAGACAUGCCAGCCACACAGAUGCUCCUGGAGAAGUUGAACGGUACAGUUCCUUGUUUGCUUGACACUGCUACCAUUCCUGCAUCCGAACUAACUAUGAAAACCUCACGCUCAGGAGCCGACUCUGGCAUAGGAGAGGGGACCUCCUGUCGUCCAUCUAAUGGGGAGCCGUCAAUGCACCCUUAUAACCGAAGCUUCUCCUCUCACUUUCAUAACUUGGUAGAGCAAUGUCUGCAGAGGAACCCUGAUCUCAGGCCAAACGCUGGCACCCUCCUCAAUCAUUCCUUCUUCAAACAGAUAAGGCGCAGGGCAUGUGAAGCCCUCCCGGAGCUCCUGCGGCCUGUUUCACCAAUCACCAACUUCGAGGGAGCACAAUGUUCGGAUCCCAGGGCAUGGCAGGAGUGGUAUCCAGCUUGGAGCAGCUUGAUGUGGAGGACUGGGACUUUUAAGGGAUCGAGGGCCAUUGAAAGCCUGUUCAUGUUUACACUGCACAGACCCCAGGGGUUUGCACUUCGGAUUGGAGUGGGUGGAGGGGUGCAUGAAAUGAAACUUUUCAACACCACAAGUCUUAGAAAUCAUUGCACCGUGCCUAGCGAUGGGGUUAACCGUUGAUGUGGCAGCACUUGACUAUAUUUUGUAAAGUGUCCCCCCCUCUUAACCUCACACUUUUCAUCUCCUAUAUGUUCAAAGUGGACCGGUUACCAAAAAUCACUUUAUAUUAAGUGUAUAAAGACUGUCUGACAAGGUUUUUUCACUCAACUGAGAAUCCAAAGUAAAUGUUAACUUUAAAGCCAAAAUAUCCGAACUGGAGAGAUUCCAAGUCAGCUAUGCAUCCAGUUCGGCUACUUUGGCCUUAAAUUUACAAUUCACUUUGAAUUGUUACUUUAAUUGUUAAUCCUGUGAGUGUUGUAUUUUUUUUAUCAGCGGUUUAAGUUACUUUACUCAUAAAUUUCAGACUUUUAUAAAAAAAAAAAAAAAAACUUUUUUCCCACCACUCUCCUUCAGGACCGAUCUAAUUCACCGCUCACAAAACAAAAGUGAUGACCAAUCAGUCGGAAUCAAUGACAGAUUUCAGACAGUAAAAGGCAGGUAGCUUGCGUUUCACAUUAACCCGCUCUGACUGCUGAAUCAUUUGUUUUUCCCCCAGCAUCGACAUGUCAAGUUUUGGUUAAUGUUAUUUUAUUUCCUUUUAGCACUUAAUGAGUUUCCACUGUUCUUUAGCGGUUAGGCCUGUUUAACCAAUGGGGUUUCUAGCCUUCAUUCCAGCAUUAAAAUCAGGUCAACGUUUAUGACGGUCAUUUUUGCACACUUUCUCAAUGUCUUGUUUUCAUUGUGCUGUAGUCAAGAUCUGUCUUAACUCUUUCAGGACUGGGCAUAUCUCACAUCCAACUUAAAGGGAUUUUUUUUUUCUUUAUCUUUCUACUUACCUAUUUAUUAUCUCUUAUUUACUUGCUACUCUUGUCAUUAGACAUUAAUAUGAGGCUCUUGAGACUUAUUAACAUCAAUCAUUUCUGCUUCCGUGCCCAUAGUAAUUGGAUGCAUUUUCGUAAUAAGAGUUGCCAUUUUUCUUAUUCGUAACUUUUUAUAAAAAAUCAAAAAAAUAAUCUUUUUACUGUACAUUAAAAUAGGCAGUGUGGCAACACUAAAGUAAGCUAAGAUCAAUAUACAAUCCAGUUACAACACUGUUUUUGUCUCUGGAAUUUUUUGCUUUUCUGGAUUGGAGAUUUCUCUUUUCUCAUGAGACAAAAAUUACAGAGUAGUUGGAACCAAAGAGGAAAAGGAUGGAUCCAGUCCAUCCGAGAAUGCAUCAAAUCCCCUCAUACCUAGGGAAGGAUGGCUUGCCUAGGAGAAACCCAAUAUACACCCAACUCUCCAGGUCUAGUAUGUUAAUCCAUGCAUUCACUCUUCAUACAUUAGUAUGUCUUGAAAUAGGUGUGUUCAUACUUCCAAAUGGGGAUGUUUGAAGUGUCCUUUUAUGGCAUUUGGUAUGAUAAAUUAUUCGUAGGUCCUGCUUUUUUCCCAUUGGUAAUGUUUAACACAAUGGAAUCAGAGAGAUUACGAUAUAUAAACAAGACGCUGUUACACACUUCCUGUUGCCAAAAUAAAUAAACUUUAGAUGUUUCACCUA